GCUCUGCCCGCCUUUCGGCGCCGCUUGGCGGGAAGGCCAAGGUUUGGCGGGCUCGGAGAAGCGGCGGUCGUUGGAAGCGGGAACAGCCGUGCAGCCGCAGCCCACACCGACCCGCACGGAGUCUCCCCAGGCGCCUCUCGCCCACCAUGCCUGCCGAGGGGGAGCUGCCGAGCGCGGCGGCCGCCGAGUCGGAGCCCGGUGAGCCGCAGUACCUGCGGCAGGUCCGGCACAUCCUUCAGCACGGCCACCGGAAGGAGGAUCGCACCGGCACCGGCACCAUCUCCGUCUUCGGCAUGCAUGCGCGGUACAGCCUGAGAGAUCAGUUUCCACUGCUAACGACCAAGAGGGUAUUCUGGAAAGGAGUGCUGGAGGAGCUGCUCUGGUUCAUCAAGGGUUCUACAAAUGCCAAAGAGCUCUCUGCAAAAGGGGUGAAGAUUUGGGAUGCUAAUGGAUCACGUGAGUUCCUGGAUAAGCAGGGUUUCAGCAGCAGAGAGGAGGGGGAUUUGGGACCAGUUUAUGGUUUCCAGUGGAGGCACUUUGGAGCAGAAUACAAAGAUAUGCACACAGAUUACUCUAACCAAGGAGUUGAUCAGUUGCAAAAAGUGAUUGAAACAAUCAAAACAAAUCCAGAUGACAGAAGAAUCAUUAUGUGUGCUUGGAAUCCCAAAGAUAUUUCUCUGAUGGCUUUGCCUCCAUGCCAUGCCCUUUGCCAGUUCUAUGUUGUGAAUGGUGAGUUGUCUUGCCAGCUCUAUCAGAGGUCAGGAGAUAUGGGACUCGGAGUGCCUUUCAAUAUUGCCAGCUAUUCACUGCUCACAUACAUGAUUGCCCAUGUCACAGGGCUAAAGCCUGGAGAGUUCAUACACACAUUAGGAGAUGCUCACGUAUACCUGAAUCAUGUGGAACCUCUAAAAGUUCAACUUCAGAGGGAGCCAAGACCUUUCCCCAAACUCAGAAUUCUUCGUAAGGUUGAAGACAUCAGUGACUUUAAGGCAGAAGACUUUCAGAUUGAAGAUUAUAAUCCUCAUCCACCUAUUAAAAUGGAGAUGGCUGUUUAAUGCUAUAAACCGUCUCUUGUUAAUGUGGAAAUGUACCUAAGCUACUUAGCGUUCUAUGUACUUAAAGUUACACAUUUUUUAUAUAUUUUGAAAGAAAUGGGUACUGCAUUCAAUACUGGACUGUAGUCAUACAGAACAGGUGAUUAUUUAUUCCUGCUGUAUUAUGCAGAUGCUAACACAGUUUUAAGUUGUUAGUGAGGUAGUUUUUUACAUGUUUCAGCUACCAGUGGCCGCUUCUGUUACCAUUCAGUUACCAUGUGGGAGUUGUACUUGCUUACAUGCUCUAUUUAGUACUGAAAAUAAGAACUUCUAUGUAUGACAGAGGAUUCCUUCAAGGUUGUAGAAGUCUUUAAAUAUGUUCUAAAGAGUAUAUGUUUAAUAAAGCUUUUUUAAAAAAAUA
Columba livia (rock pigeon) is the source of this 1455-nucleotide messenger RNA. RefSeq names its product thymidylate synthetase (gene TYMS). Gene Ontology annotation, biological process: dTMP biosynthetic process. Bases 147 to 1055 code for a protein of 302 amino acids. Lineage: Eukaryota; Metazoa; Chordata; Aves; Columbiformes; Columbidae. The transcript has 7 exons. Gene Ontology annotation, molecular function: thymidylate synthase activity. The record is from RefSeq and is a predicted model, not a curated record. Gene Ontology annotation, cellular component: mitochondrion; cytosol.